This is a messenger RNA of Hordeum vulgare subsp. vulgare (domesticated barley), 606 nucleotides long. Its product is annotated as stress-response A/B barrel domain-containing protein HS1-like. The record is from RefSeq and is a predicted model, not a curated record. Lineage: Eukaryota; Viridiplantae; Streptophyta; Magnoliopsida; Poales; Poaceae. The transcript has 2 exons. The coding region runs from base 101 to 451 and encodes 116 amino acids. Gene Ontology annotation, biological process: pollen tube adhesion.
UAGGUGUGAUCAUUUAGUGUCAGCUUAGAAAGUGCCAACUGUCAACUACUCCACGCCAAGUGUAUACGAGCGUGGUUGGAUAAGAAGAUCUGUACCACCGAUGAAACACCGAGGAGGCAAAGGAGCGAUGGGGAGCGGCGGCGUGGUGAAGCACCUCGUCCUCGCGCGGUUCAAGGAGGAGGCCACGCCGGAGGCGCUCGACCAGCUCAUCCGCCGCUACGCCGGCCUCGUCGACGCCGUCCCCUCCAUGAAGGCGUUCCAAUGGGGGACUGAUGUGACCGUCCUGGACACGCAUGAAGGGUUCACGCACGUCUUCGAGUCCACUUUUGAGAGCGCAGAGGGAGUCCAGGAGUACAUUGCGCACCCAUCACAUGUAGAGUUUGUGGAUGAAUUCCUGGCUUUGGCGGAGAAAAUGCUCAUAAUGGACUACAAGCCGGCAGCUGCCAAUUAGAGAUUUCGGGCAAGUGAGACUCUCGGAGCUUCUGUUCUGUUGUCGUCGGCUCGCCUUCGGUGAUAUUUUGUUCUUGUUUGCGUUUGAAAUUCAUUUGGCAUGUACAAGUUACUCUUAUGUACCUUGUGCUAAAUAAACCUGGCCAGCCUGUUAUA